UCCUUUGAGACAGACGUCAGCGAUCUCUGCCCUACGCUUCUCUCUCGUCCACUCACUCUGCGUUGACGGUCAUGGCCACGAGAGGAAAGAAGCCUCUGGUGAGAGUCAUCCUCACCGAGUUCGUGCAGACAGAUCCCCAGAAUUUCAAGGCAAUCGUUCAGAAUCUGACCGGAAAAGAUGCGCCGGUUAACGGCAGCUCAACGAAGAGGCCGGCGGCAAACAGAGGGAGAGUAACGGAGUUCCAUGAGGAAGAGUUGAACUUGAUGAGGGCAAAUGAAGACUGCCUCAAUGGUGUUGGUCCGGUGAAGAUGGAGAAUUGGACGGUGGACGACUUUAGGUGGCUCCUGGAGCUGCCAUCGUUGGACGACCAGGCACCGUGGGCCCAGAUGAGACCUUAACCGUCGGCGGCGGCGGCCUUCGACUUGUUAUCAUUCUUUCUGUAGAAUUUUUGCGCCGUCGCUCCUUUUGCAGGAUGCAGCAUUUGUAAACGGUUGACCCAUAUCCAGGUUACUAUACCGUGAUUUGAAAUAGUUGGAUCUCACAUGGAUCUUGGAUCUGUUUUUUUUUUCUUAAGCUAAAUUUGAAUCCGACAUGCAUAAGAUUUGAUCUAUUAUAGAACAUUGA
This is a messenger RNA of Nymphaea colorata (pocket water lily), 624 nucleotides long. RefSeq lists its product as uncharacterized. The transcript has a single exon. Bases 72 to 398 code for a protein of 108 amino acids. NCBI's taxonomy places the organism in Eukaryota, Viridiplantae, Streptophyta, Magnoliopsida, Nymphaeales, Nymphaeaceae. The record is from RefSeq and is a predicted model, not a curated record.